CCAUUGAGUCACGGCGCGCUGUGAGCCCCGCUCGGGCGAUUUUUACCUACUGAAGCCCGGGGAGAGCGGAGAGACCGAGGCGGGCGUUCCGAUUAGGGCGCUGGGGCGAAGUGUAGACUUCUCCCGGGGCUGCGGCGUUCCAAAGAAAGAUUACCUCGCCUGUAGUCGGGGGACCAGCCGCAGGCAGGGGGAGGGGGGCGCUUUCCCACAGACGGAUCAGCUUUUUUGCAGCCCUUGUUGAGCGAGGGCGAAGAAUAGAGAUAACUGGGACCGAAAAAAUGAAUCGGAGUUUUAAUAAAUCUCAGAGUCUGCGGUUUUUCGAUUGUAACGCAGUGGAAGUCAAGAGUAAGUUUGGGGCUGAGUUUCGAAGAUUUUCUUUGGACCGUUAUAAACCUGGAAAGUUUGAAGACUUCUACAAGCUUAUUCUUCACAUCCAUCACAUCUCAAACACGGACGUAAUGAUUGGAUAUGCCGACGUGCAUGGUGACCUACUGCCCAUCAACAAUGAUGACAAUUUCUUCAAGGCUGUCUCAAGUGCAAACCCACUGCUCAGAGUCUUCAUUCAAAGACAAGAAGAAGUAGACUACUGUAACUUUGGCACCAGUACGUUAACUAGGAAGAAAAAGGUCCUGGUCACCCUUCGUAAUGAUAACCUUCGCCGGCGUCCUCACCUCAACAUCAGUAUGCCCCAUGACUUCCGACCAGUGUCUUCCAUCAUUGACGUGGAUAUCCUUCCAGAAACCCACAGGAGGGUCCGGCUAUAUCGGCACGGGUGUGAGAAACCACUUGGUUUUUAUAUUCGUGAUGGUACCAGUGUGCGGGUGACACCCCAUGGCCUUGAGAAAGUUCCAGGCAUCUUCAUUUCCCGCAUGGUCCCCGGUGGCCUUGCUGAGAGCACAGGGCUGCUGGCUGUGAAUGAUGAAGUCUUAGAAGUGAAUGGGAUUGAAGUGGCUGGCAAAACCCUUGACCAGGUCACAGACAUGAUGAUUGCCAACAGCCAUAAUCUUAUCAUCACUGUUAAACCAGCCAACCAAAGGAACAAUAUUAUCCGUAGCAGCCGGAUGUCUGGUAGCUCGGGUCAGUCAACAGACAGUACAGCCAGUCACCAUAGCUUGCCUUCUUCCCAUGUCCUACAGAACUUCCACCCUGAUGAAAUGGAGAGUGAUGAAGAGACCGACAUUGUCAUUGAAGGAGCUCUAGAGCCCCAGCAUAUUUCCAAAACGCCAAGUUUGCCUUCUGGCAGUCUCUCACGGGUCAAUGGCACCAAUUUCUGCCACAGACUACAGCGGGAUCUUACACUUAACACCUCCAGUCGAGAAAGCAAUGGCAACCUCCACAAAAUACUAAGCUCCCUAAAAUCAGAUCCCCGUAAUAGUCUGGUCAUUCCUAGGGGAGGAAUUGAAGAGGAUGGAACAGUGAUCACCCUUUAGUGGUUCCACUGUGUUCUCUAGGGUGUGUGGGGUCUGGAAGUGAAUCAGAACAGAACCACACACACUGAAGGACUAAAAAACUUAUAUUGUUACAAACCUCACGGGUAGAAGGAAAAAGAAUUGCAAGAGAGUGUGAUUUCAUUGAUUAUAUGCAUAAUGGUCACAUACAAGAACACUGAGGGAGAAAUAACACAGAAAGUAGCUAUCCCCUAAGAAGAAACUCAAUUGUAUAUUUCUUUUCUUGUUUGUCUUCCUUUUCCUGUUUUGCACGGUUCUUUCCAAGGUAUAGGUUGGAAAAUAGAAGUGUCCUGUAAUUAUAAUGACUUUGCAAAUGCAUAUAAAUUAUAUUUAUAUUAAUGCUUCUAUGUAAGAACUGGCCCAUUUGCAAAUCAAUUCUAUCACAUCCAAAUGCAAUAAAAGCCUUAUUCAGAGCUUUUAAAAUAUGAAAUUGUUGUAGUUGUUGUAUUAAGAAACAAUGAGUUUGAAAACAAAUACAACUUCUCAUUUUAAAUAUGGAUAUCAUUUACCAAAAACAUUAAAUGGCCACUGCACACAGGCAAACCCCCUCUCUUUAUUUACAGAUAGGCUUUACAAGUGUAUUGGUUUGUGCAUCUAGGCAUUAACAUUACAUACAUGGCUCAACUAUUAGGAAUGAGGCUGAAUGUUUUACAAACAUAUCUGAAACUUAAAAGGUACAGCCAUAUAAAAAAAUAAACUUGUCUUUGCUGUUUGUAUAAAUCAGUCUAAUUACAUCACAGUAAGUAUUGUCAAAGUAGGCACUGGGGGUGGGUGUAGCUAUUGUCCAUUACCUAAAAAAUUCUGGAAUAUCCCCUCUUUUGAGUGAGGGGCUUGAUUUUUUAGAAACAUCCAAAAGUCACUAGGCACAUUAACCAGGAAGAAGUAGUUUUUAAAAAAGAAAGAGGAAAGAACCUAUAGAGCCUAUAGCUAGACUUGAUUUUUCCCAACAUCUGAAGGCAAUUCCAAAAAUGUCUGUAGCAGUGUCAGUACUUUGGGAUAAUUGUGUGGCCUCCCAAGGUGAGACAACAGUCAUUUGAAUAUUUAAGUUCUGAAGUGGAUAUGAAACAUACACAUUCAGAGGCAGACCUAUAACGGCACAUACAUACAUAUGUUUCCACAUGUGUCUAUAUGGAAACAUGCCUAUACACAUGUAUAUGUGUUCAUGUAUACUCACGUAAAUAUACAUAGAUAUUUGUGUCAACAUACACCUAUAAAUCAGAAUUUAUAUACUAAAAUGACUGUUUGUCUUAUGAAGUAGUGUUCUUGGAGGAGGACAUGCACUUAUCCCAAUAAUUGCUACAUUUCUACAAAUAGCUGUGGAAUAGUCUUCAGAAUGUAUAUAAAUAUAUAUUAUGUGCGUAUGUAGGUAUAUAAACAUGUUUGUGCACAUACACAUGUAUUUAUGUGUAUAUAUAUAAAUAUAGUGUCACAUGUGUAUAUGCAUAUAAACACGUGUUUAUACAUGAAUGUGUGUCAUAUGUAUAUAUGCAAUAUUUGAAUGUGCGUCUAUAAGCAAUGCAUAUAUUUAUACAUGCAUGUGUAUAUAAAUACAUGUGUUGCCUUAUAUGAGGCCAUCUAUAUAGACAUAUACCAACAUGUGCACAUAUUUACACAAUGCACAUUUUAUAUGUGUAUGCACAAACAUGUUUGUAUGGUACACAUGUGUAUGUAUGCAUACAUGUAUGUUCCUUUUGUUUAUACGUUUUUUGCAGGUCAUAUAGAACUUACUGCUUUUUAACAGAGACCAAUGUUACCUUGCAAAUGCUAAUUCCAUCAUUUUUAUGGUCAUUUUCCUUUAUUCUUCCAGGAAUGUGUUUACAUAUUAACUAAUUUUAAGAUUUCCUAAUGUUCUAGUUAAAUUUUAUAUGAAAUGUAUUUUAUUGGGGGGGGGACAUCCAACAUUUAUUCUGCGAGUUCAUCCAAAAUAAAUUUUUGUAUAAAUAAGUAUGUGUAAAAUAUUUUUUAAACAUUGUCGCAGACAGGGAAAGCUAUGGCUGCUGAUUUCAUGAUUCCUUUUAGAUCAGCACCACUUACUGGUCAAUGGAAGUACUGUUUCGAGAUACAUACAUUCACAUAUGACAUACUGUAUGUUGUAAGGAAAACAGCUGACAAAGGGCUUUUAAUGAAUUAUGUGAAUGAUAUUUUUUCUUUUGGAAAAUAUUUAUAUCAGACAAAAAUUGUGUAUUUUGGGGUAACUGUGGUUCUCUUCACCUGUGCUAGUAUUUUUGGUACACUGUGGGAUGCAAACAGCUUUAAUGAGCUCUUCUGGUCCACAAUAUGUGUAGAUCUGAAGAUGAUUCUGCUUUCAGAGAUCAUGGGGAAAAGACUCAAGCAAGAUGAACAUUAUGCACCAUAAUGAAAAAUGCAAUGGCCCUGGUUUUUGUUCCUUCCAGAAUGCAAAUAUGAGUAUUACUGAGCAAACUGUUGUCUUCAUCAUGUGAACCCUAACAAUCAUUCGCUGAAUAUACUGCAGGCUAUUCACUUGCUUGGUUCAUUUAGUAACUCGUUCUGUUGGCGAAAGUUGAGAGUACUUUUGUAUCGACCUACUUUUGUUGCCUAAUUUAGAAAAUGUCAGUCAUUAAAAAGGAAAAGAAAAGAAAACUCAGUGGGAAAUGUCUUAAAUUUUAAGAACAAAGUGUAUUUUUCUACCUUCGGCUACUUGUCAUUUUCUUAAAAAAAAAACAAACCUUUGUAGUAUUGCUUAUUAAAGUUUUGGUUUUUGUAUG
Molecule: messenger RNA, 4174 nt
Organism: Dromiciops gliroides (monito del monte)
Lineage: Eukaryota; Metazoa; Chordata; Mammalia; Microbiotheria; Microbiotheriidae
Gene: PARD6G
Product: par-6 family cell polarity regulator gamma
Exons: 3
Coding region: 279-1430 (383 amino acids)
Biological process (GO): establishment or maintenance of cell polarity; centrosome cycle; regulation of cellular localization
Cellular component (GO): cell cortex; apical plasma membrane; nucleus
Molecular function (GO): protein kinase C binding
Source: RefSeq, a predicted model, not a curated record